This is a messenger RNA of Fusarium venenatum, 1071 nucleotides long. RefSeq lists its product as uncharacterized. The record is from RefSeq and is a predicted model, not a curated record. Lineage: Eukaryota; Fungi; Ascomycota; Sordariomycetes; Hypocreales; Nectriaceae.
AUGGCUUUCACAGAUCCAGAUAAGCCAGUUGCCCUAACACAUCCAGCACCUGCCACACCGAUUCCAACAACGACAUGGCACACUUACUUUGCCUAUGGUGUAGGCCAAACAGAGUACGAUACCAUUGUAUCGCAGCGAAACCCGUGUAUCCGAACACUUCGACAGGAAAGGAGCAUCAAGAGCAAGUGGUUUAUAAAACCUCCCGCCGCUCAAGGCAUGCCGCAAUUGGGUGCCAAUGUCGAAUCCACGCAAAGCCCAAAAUUUCCAUAUCCUGAAGCUUUCAAGCAAGUCAUGUCUCCAACGAACUCCGUUCCGCGACGUGACGAAGAGCAUGGAAAUACGGGCAGUAAUUCGGCUGAGCAUCAGAGCCCAAGACCAUCCCAAGCAGUAUUGAUCGAUCGGAGAUCAGAGAGGAUUGAGGAGAGGGGUUUCUCAACACCGGUUUUCGGUGUGUCGCAUACUACAGCUAUUGAGUUUGAGGAACGAAUCCAGCCGACAUAUGUUGUCCUGGGCAUAUUUCCUCGCGGUGCUCUCAACCCUAAGGAACAAAUUGUGUUCAUCGAUAGGCCCGACCAAUUUUUCUCAAAGCUCAGGUGGGCGACAUUUCGGCUUCGUGGGAUGAGAGGAACAUUAUUAUCUUUGAAGCAUCUCGCGGCGUUUAGACUGUACAAGUGCGAUGCUAAUACCGGAAAACACGACCACAUCAAUCUAGAUGCUAAUGGAAUUGCUGAUUUGUAUCUUCUGUUGAGUACCUACAAAAGCUGGCAUGUUCCUCAGCAUAUCUCUCGAGCCUGGGCAGAUUGGACUCAUCGCACGCUGAAUGACGAGCGACUCGACGUGCUAGAAGGUGAAUACGCCCUUGAGCUGGUUCUAGACUGGUCAAUCACACGCAUCACAAUCGUGGUCUUAGUGCCAGUUCUUCUGAGCUUGGCCAUUGGGAUAUGGCUCAACGCAAAGGAUUGGACAGAUCUUGCGACGAUACAGACAGCUUGGGGUACUGCUUCAUAUAUCGUGACAGCCGGGGCAUUGCUUGCAGCGAUGUUGGGGUUCUUGGACAUUGCGGAUAAAUAG